CCGUGCGCUCCUAUGGAAACUGGAGCAGCGCGAGCAGCUCAGCUGUUCAAACUUCACACUCUGACCUGGUCGGGGUUCUGGCCUCGGGAACUGGUUCGUUCGUUGGUGAACGGUAGUCGGUGUCGAUGUGAGUCGUCGACUAAACGGAUUUUUUUCGACUAAAUUGAAACUUUAUUCACUUUCCACCUGUGAUUUUUUUUUUCAUGCGUUUGUUUCUACUUCGUUCCGGACUUUCUUUGGAAUGUGAGUGUCGAGGCUGCGACCUCACGAACUCAUCAGACGCGUCCUUGGUUCGAUUCGGUUCGGUUCUUUCGAGUCUGUCGCUGAACCGGACACCUGUCCGCUCCAGGAGCCUGGUUGAGUUCACAUGUCGGGGAUGAGAGUGAUCGUCUUCCUCGGUGUCUGUCUGACCUUGCACACAUGCCGAGCUUUUCCGAACCAGCUGUCGGAUCUCCGCGACGACCUGAUGGAGUACGAGCAGCUGGACGACGAGCUGGACGGAGGCACGCAACAGAAUUGGACCCGGGCCGCGGAGGAGUGCGGGCGGUGUGAGUUGGACCAGUGUCCGCACACCCGCGGCUGUCGGGCCGGCGUCGUUCUGGAUUCCUGCGGCUGCUGCAUGGAGUGUGCAAACCUGGAGGGUCAGGCCUGCGACCCCGGGCAGAGGAACCUAUUUUACGGGCUCUGCGGGACAGGGCUGCGGUGUCAGGCUGACCCUCGACCCGCGGGGACAGCGGGGGGAGCGGAGGAGGACGAAGAGGAGGUGUGUGUGUGUGAGGAGCAGGAGCCCGUGUGCGGCAGUGAUGGAGUCACGUACAUGAACAAGUGUCAGUUCAGAGAAGCGGCGUUCUCCAGAGCAGAGCUGAGGGUCAAAGGGAAGGGGCCCUGUAAGACAGUCCCUGUAAUUAAGGUCCCGCCUCAGAGCCAGGUGAACGGAACAGGAAGUAGUAUGGUGUUCCUCUGUGAGGUCUUUGCGUUCCCCAUGGCCCUGGUGGAGUGGAGGAAGGAGGGACGAGACGUUGUACUGCCCGGUGACGACCCUCACAUCUCUGUUCAGUCCCGGGGUGGGCCCCUGAAGUUUGAGCUCUCCAGCUGGCUGCAGAUCGAGGGAGCAGAGCCGGGAGACUCUGGGACGUAUCGCUGCGUCGCUCGUAACAACCUUGGAUCGGUGUCUGCCUCGGCGGUGCUGGGAGUUCUGGGAGCAGAGGAGCUGUCGUCGUACCUGGCCAACAGAGUCUCAGUAAUGGAGCAGCUAAUGGACGCUACAGACUACGACAACGACUCGUACUGACCCGGACCAGGGUCUCUCCUGGAGACCAGAACAGCGCCACAGUCAGGUGGUGGACGAUUCAGAAAACGAUUGAGAAAAAAAAGUGAAGUUAGUUCUACGGUCAGGGAUAAACCUUUAACUCGUUAAAAAACACUUACAUUACUGCAGUACUUUGUAUCAGUACUCUGAACAUGACUCAGCAGAUUUUCCUGAAUCAAAAUAACUUUUUAUUGUUUUAAAUAAAUGUAAAAAAAA
Molecule: messenger RNA, 1525 nt
Organism: Cynoglossus semilaevis (tongue sole)
Lineage: Eukaryota; Metazoa; Chordata; Actinopteri; Pleuronectiformes; Cynoglossidae
Gene: kazald3
Product: Kazal-type serine peptidase inhibitor domain 3
Exons: 4
Coding region: 368-1291 (307 amino acids)
Biological process (GO): regulation of cell growth; regulation of signal transduction
Cellular component (GO): extracellular region
Molecular function (GO): insulin-like growth factor binding
Source: RefSeq, a predicted model, not a curated record